CCAGCGUGGGGGCGCGCUCCGGCGGGGCCCGCAGGCGCGGGCGAUGCUGCGGAUGAAGUCGGCGCUGCCGUACGCGCUCGGGGCCCUGGACUGGGACCCCCCGCACCUGCACAACCUCCAGCACUGCUACUGCUACUGCGGCGGGCCCGGACACUGGAACCUGAAGAUGCUGCAGUGCUGCCGCUGCUGGCAGUGGUUCCACGAGGCCUGCACCCAGUGCCUCUCCAAGCCGCUGCUCUACGGCGACAGGUUUUACGUCUUCGAGUGCAGCGUCUGCCGGGGGGGAGCCGAGAGCGUGCGGAGGCUGCCCCUGCGCUG
Molecule: messenger RNA, 318 nt
Organism: Cyanistes caeruleus (blue tit)
Lineage: Eukaryota; Metazoa; Chordata; Aves; Passeriformes; Paridae
Source: RefSeq, a predicted model, not a curated record